GCUUACCCCUCCAAUCUCUCUGGCAAACACGGCGGCGGCUUCGAUCCCAACAGUAACACUUCUAUGCAAGUACCCUCGUCGCAACAAUUCUAUCCAACCCAGUUACAUCACGGUGGCGGAGGUGCUUACGAUCCAAACAAUCCCACAAAGCCUGUCGUUGUAGUGCAGCAUCAACCAGUAUCACAACUACAGCCUACAUUCUCACCCCAAACACAAGCCACAAACUACUACCAGCCUUAUCAACAGUAUCAUCAACCUCCACCGCAGGGCGCAAGCAACCAGCCGGGAUUCAUUACUCAGCUGUGUGGUUGUUUCAAGUGAAUAGAUCGACACUACCAUCACCAUGGUCGCGAAUGACGCUCAAGCAUCAGUUCGCGAGAUCGCGCCAUAUGAACAUGCUGCUCCGUACCAAGGUGACAAUGGAGCAAACGAAAAACAACCAGGCGUCUCGUCUAUAGUGCGCAACGGCCCGAUAGAGCUGAAAGGAUAUUCGUACAUCUUCUCACCCAUCACUACGGUGAAAUGGGGGUUUCCGAACUUCUAUCGCAAGCCAGGACUUGGAUAUCAGAAGCUUGGCCAACACCGUCACCGCGACUGCUUUGAUCGCGAAUGGACGGGCGAUUAUGAUGAUCGAUACAUCUCAUCCUGGGAUGGCCAGGUUUCUAAGCUCGUUGUACAAGCCGUCGACGAUAUCUUCGAAAACAACACGGGAUCUACGUACCGGAAAACAUUCAUCCGCAACAUUGCGCCAGUGUAUUUGCGACUGGCCAACUGGCCCUUCAAACACAUUGACUUUGCGCGGCUCAAUGGGAAGAUUCCUAGUGAAGACUACCCUAUGCUUUGCCUCAAAUGGUUCAUCGCAUCGUGUAUGAUCACGAUAUUUAUCUCUAGUCCAAGCCCUGCUGAGAUAGCUUCACGAAACGGGGGCAACUACGAUCCCGUGCCAUAUCAGUACUUUGGGUACCCAAAAGUCGCCAAAAACGCGAUCGAAAUGCAUAAACCCAAAGGUCUCGCGUCGAGUGAGGCCAACCCUAUCGCUGAACGUGUCUUGCGUCCCAGAUAUCUCUGCUUCUUGCGCGAGGAAGGUAAGCCGGCGAUGAUCAUAAAGGUCGAAGAUUGGCUGGCACAACAAAGCGGUCACAGUCUAUCAUAUGUCUUUAUCGCAUACACCGCCGAGCAGUUCAACACGCCCAAUGACUUUAGGGUCUUACAUGAGAUUGCCGACGCCGCGGCGCGCAACGCGGGUGUCAUUGCAUACUGGGUCGGAUGUUCUUGUAUGCCUGACAACCAACUCGAGGAGGACGUGUAUCGUAUAUGCGACGUCAUUCGAGGCGCGCAGUCCCUCGUGAUCGCAGUCACAGCUCCGGCAAACAACAGGUACGAGAUCAACACACCUGAUCUCAUGCUUCAACAAUGGGGUAGCCGAGUGUGGACUUUUCCGGAAGUUCUCUUAGCUCCUGCUGGUGAGAUGAUCAAAGUCUACGUGCGUGACAGCGAUCUAUCGCAGCCAAUUCUGGUCGCAAAGAAUCAGUUCGCUGCUCAAGUCUGGCACGACGACGCUCAUGUCGCCCGACAGCUUAUCGACCACUACGAAGGAAAUCUGAUCUUGAGCCAGCUUGAGCUCGUCACGCUUGCUCUCGAGUGCCUGCACAAGCGCCAGACUGGAGAGUAUCUUCCCGGUGAUCAUAGCUACGCUCUGAUGGGCUUGCUUCGCGUCAGGCCACAGAUCGAUCGUACGGACUCUGCGUUCCAAGCAUUCGCGCGUCUCUCCCUUGCGAACGGUAGCGACCAGCUACUGGAGCGUCUAAUAUGCAUGCUGCCGAAGACGCCGGACCAACCGUGGCACUCGAUGGACGAUGCCUAUAAUGCCAAGCUCUGGGACAUAUUGCCUCAAGAUGUCGGUAUUGCCGGUGUUGGUGAAGACGAUAGCAUCAUCCUUGACGGUUGCCGUGCCGCAAAUGUACGGUGGAAGUCGUUCACACCAGUCGCUCACACUCGGCGCGACUCGUGGAAACGUCUGAUCGCGAAGUUGAUGCUGCGUCUCGGCGGUGUCGUGUUCAUCGUUGCUAUUGCACUCCUUGCUAUCCCUUUCGCUACCUCGAUAUUGCGCGCCAUCGGCGCCUUUUUGCUCAUCUACUCACUGUUAAUCAUGGGCUUAUCGCCAUGGUUGCUUCGCUUGCUCUAUCUUGGCAAGUUUUGGGAGCAACAAUGCUGGUUUUUUGGCUUUGAGGGCUACAUGGACCUGGAAACGAUUGAGACCCAGAUAUUUGGUGGUAGACUAGGGCGCAUGAAGUGGACCGCAGCGGCUAGUCCACUUUCCAGGCACGAGCGCAAUGUUCAUGGCGAAUGUGUUCCUAUCGAUCCAACAACCGAUCCUGCCGUUGCAGCUCUUGUACAACGAGCGAAAUCAGCUGGGCCUGGAGAGCAGCGCCUCUUCACGCUCGUAGAUACCGGCAACAUGACGGCGACUCUCUUCCUUGCCGAACGCCCACCCGUGUGUUUCCUUAUGGCCGGCUCUGAGGGCGGUAUGAAGCGCAUCAUUGGUUGCUCCUACGACUGGACCACGGCAACGAUGUACCGAGAAACCGUGCUGCGAAUAGGUACAGAGUUCGAGGACAAGAUGUCGCGCAUCGGACGUGUCAAGAUUGGCUUCAAGCGCAAGCAGCAUCCCUUCGGCCCGCUGUCCCAGGUUGGUGAGGCAGAAGGUAAGCAGUUGUAGUGGAUAUCGCCCCGGAAUGCGUUAUGAUGUUAUGUUGUGCUAUCGCGUGAAGUUUUGAUUGCGCAUGAGUUUCAGCUGCGUUUUGUGGAUGACGAAUGGGAAUUGUUGGUAGCCUGGCCCCUGUGUCCCACCAUAGCGUUUGUGGGGAUUUCUACUAGCUCAGAUAGGGCGAGCCCGGUCAUCUUAGUUUGGAUCCGUGACGACAAAGGGCCGACUGUAGCGUGAGGACAAUCUAUCUUGAUAAUCACAUAAUCAAUGCAUUCGACACACCGCAUCUCGUCCUAAAAACAUCCACAAAAGAGAUAACCGCGCCGUUCCAUAGCACAAGACUUGUGCCUCUAAGCGACUGACCAUGUAUCAUUUUGUUGCCCCACUCUUCUUGGUCUCUUCGGAGGGCCAAGCGAACAGGGCCGACCACCAGCUCAACAACAUCGAAGCCGUGGCCACUAAGCAGCGCAGAAAAGUUCAGAAUCGGAAGAACCAACGAUUGCAUCG
This is a messenger RNA of Alternaria alternata, 3214 nucleotides long. RefSeq lists its product as hypothetical. Bases 344 to 2719 code for a protein of 791 amino acids. The transcript is spliced from 9 exons. Lineage: Eukaryota; Fungi; Ascomycota; Dothideomycetes; Pleosporales; Pleosporaceae. The record is from RefSeq and is a predicted model, not a curated record.